Molecule: messenger RNA, 4615 nt
Organism: Bacillus rossius redtenbacheri
Lineage: Eukaryota; Metazoa; Arthropoda; Insecta; Phasmatodea; Bacillidae
Gene: Adsl
Product: adenylosuccinate lyase
Exons: 9
Coding region: 860-2317 (485 amino acids)
Biological process (GO): 'de novo' AMP biosynthetic process
Cellular component (GO): cytosol
Molecular function (GO): N6-(1,2-dicarboxyethyl)AMP AMP-lyase (fumarate-forming) activity; (S)-2-(5-amino-1-(5-phospho-D-ribosyl)imidazole-4-carboxamido) succinate lyase (fumarate-forming) activity
Source: RefSeq, a predicted model, not a curated record
UAGGUUUUUUCUCCCCAAGAAAAUAUUUAAUUUGGUUGCUGAAAUUGUGACCAUUGAAAGUUAAUUUUUCUGCUAAUCGCAUAUUUAUCUGUUUCUACUGUAAAUUUCUUAGCAAAGAAAUUCAUAGAUAUCUACUUAAUGGUAUGGUGAAUUAGACCUAAAACUAUUCGCAAGUAAAAGAUUUAUUUGUAUUAAAAGUCUGUAGGUAAGUUGCUAAGAAAUAUUGAACUCCCAAAAACAAAGCCACAGUAUGCCCUACACAUCUUCAAAUAAAAACAAACACAAAAACAAAAAUAUCAUCUCCCUCCCCCCUCUUUACUAAAAAAAACCUUGUUUUGCAGUUAUGUAAGAAUUAUAUGCAUUUAUAUUCAUAUUUCAAUCAAAAAAUGACUUGUACUAUGGUUUCUAUGUCGCAAUUUCAUCUGUAGACUUCAAGUGAGCAAUAUACGUUUCAAAACAGAUAGUUUUAUCAGAAACGCGAUAACCUCUCGGCUGUAAUCAUACGUUGUUUCGUGUUUGUAUUUUAACACGCGCGAAAGCAGCGUCGCAGUAUUACCAACAUUACAAUAUUAUAGCACGGUGAUGAGGAGAAUGAUUUACAAAACAAAGUUGUUAUAACAAGAUGAUGUAACAAGAUUGCUGUUACGAAAUAUUUUGGCGAACACUUAACAGAGUACUGAUUUAAAUGAGCACAAAUUAGGUUAUCUUUUGUCAACAAAAGCGCAGGCAGUGCUGCAUCGGCGCCAUUCAUAAAAACUAAAUAAGUCGUCGGUCUAUGACGUAACGUAAGUUAUAAAGUGACUUGUAUUUGGUUGAAUUCGUUUGAGUGUAGUUCCUUAUACAAACAUUUUGUGCGAAAAUGGAUGCGGGCUUUAGCGAAGGCAAUGAAUUUUGUAACUACCGGUCCCCCUUGUCUACGCGAUACGCUAGCAAGGAAAUGCAGUACAAUUUCAGUGACAUGAAGAAAUUUUCAACUUGGCGAAAACUUUGGCUGUACCUGGCGCGAGCUGAGAAGGAGCUGGGGCUGGACAUAUCCGAGGAGCAGAUCUCCGAGCUGGAGGCGAACGUGUACAACGUGGACUUCCGGGCCGCGGCGGCCGAGGAGCGCCUCACGCGGCACGACGUGAUGGCACACGUGCACGUGCUGGCCUCCCUGUGCCCCAGGGCGGCGCCCGUCAUCCACCUGGGCGCCACCUCCUGCUACGUGGGCGACAACACGGACUUGAUAAUCCUGCGUGAUGGAUUUGACUUGAUCUUGCCAAAGGUAGCUGGAUGUGUAAAUCAGUUAGCCAAGUUUGCUGACCAGUAUAAAAGCCUUCCAACAUUGGGAUUCACUCACUUGCAGCCGGCCCAGCUGACGACGGUGGGGAAGCGCGCCUGCCUGUGGCUGCAGGACCUGCUGAUGGACGAGCGGGCCCUGAGGCGCGCCAGGGACGACCUCAGGUUCAGGGGCGUCAAGGGCACCACCGGCACGCAGGCCUCCUUCCUGCAGCUCUUCGACGGAGACGGUGAGAAAGUGAAGGUCCUGGACAAGAAAGUGACAGAGAUGGCGGGCUUCUCUCGCUCCUACACCGUGUGUGGCCAGACGUACUCCCGCAAGGUGGACAUAGAGUGUGUGUCUGCCCUGAGCAGUCUGGGAGCCACAGCCCACAAGAUCUGCUCGGACGUCCGGCUGCUGGCGAACAUGAAGGAGCUGGAGGAGCCGUUCGAGCGGACGCAGAUAGGCUCGAGCGCCAUGCCGUACAAGCGCAACCCGAUGCGCAGCGAGCGCACCUGCGCCAUCGGCCGCCAUCUCAUGACCCUGGUGGGCAACGCGCUGCACACUGCGGCCACACAGUGGAUGGAGCGUACCCUCGACGACUCCGCCAACAGGAGACUGACGCUGCCCGAGGCGUUCCUGUCUGCGGAUGCCGUACUCAUGACCCUGCAGAAUGUGUGCGAAGGGCUGGUGGUGUAUCCGAAGGUCAUUGAGAAGCACAUUCGCCAGGAGCUGCCCUUCAUGUCGACGGAGAACGUGAUCAUGGCCAUGGUGAAGGCGGGCGCAGACAGACAGGAAUGUCACGAACACAUACGUGUUCUCUCUCAAGAGGCCGGGGCAUGCGUGAAGCAGGAGGGGCUGGAAAACGACUUGGUCGACCGAAUCCGACGCAACCCUUACUUUGCACCGAUCCUCCCCGAGUUGGACAGCUUGCUGGACGCGUCCACUUUCAUUGGCCGCGCACCUGAACAGGUCACAGAGUUCCUGCAGGAAGAGGUGCAUCCUGUGCUGGAGCGGUACAAGGGCAAGAUCAGCAAGUCCGUCACUCUGAGCAUAUAGUGUCUGCACACGCGGUCUCGCCUGCCGGUGAUGUUAGCAGUUGAGUUCCAUUGUGUUAGAGCUGAGGAAUGUGUUACGUGAAGUCCAUAAAACUUGAGUGGUUAACAAAACAGCUUGGUAGCUACAUGAAUGCAAAUGUUCCUUUCAAUACAUGGUUAUUUUCAGAGAUAGGAGGUUUUUUUUUCUUUGCUCCUCAGAAUUAUAUUUCAUUGUAAUCUUUACAAUUUUGAGAUUACUUUUUAUUGUGAUCUGUUGAUUGCACAACUAUCAUGGAUUAAUAUUUAAAUAAUUACUCUUAAUGUUUCCUUUUAUUGUGUUGCUAGCACAUCUUUUUUUUUUUUUUCUUAUUUGUGUAUAUUGCAAGAUAUUUUUUUUUAAAAAUUUGAAUGUUUUGAAUAAGUAUGAAAAUUGCUUCAAAUGUAUUUAGACCUCCAUUUUGAUUCUUGUUUUUAGCUGAAACUGUACUGUUAUCUUGUGCUGUGUAUUAUGCCCUAAAGAAAAAUGUUACAGAUGGCAUUGUGUUUUACUGUUCCAAGGAAGGUCCAUAGAUUUUUAAAAAUAUUAACAUGAAUUUGAAGGAACAGCCAUGUCCUAGUUGGAGACAAGAUCACGUGUCUAUUUACUGCUGGGCCAAGGUUUUUGCAGUUAAUCAAAUAAAUCGACUGUUAAAUGUCAACACAAGCUUAAGGGCAUUUAUAAUAUUAAAUAUUAAGAGAGUUACAUUUAAACCCACAGCAAAUAUAUUCUACUUAAGUUUCUCCUAAUUGCUUGAGUUUCUCUCAGAAGGGCUGAUUUAUUGAAAGAUUCAUAUCAUUUUGUAAUAGCCCUGCUGUUCGCAAAGAAUGGUGUCAGUGUCUUUUGUUUGGCCCAAUUUUUAAAAAUCCAUUUUAUCCAGCCAAAGAAAUUAAAAAUCACAAUUAUUUUUGUGUUUCCAUAAUAAAGAUCAUUGUACGGAGGGAUCGCAAAACGCUCAUAUUGUGGCAUUAGCCUGACUGCAAUACAACCUUGCCAGCAGGAAGUAUGUGAACUAAUGAUGCCUGAUUAUAGAAAACUAUUGAUGUGUCAAAUUCCAAUUUUCUCGGAUCUGAAACCCGAGUUUGAAUUCCAAAGAGUAAUUUGAAUAUACCCCUUGACUCUGACUCUAGGUUCAAGGGUCCAAAAUAAAAUAAUGUACAAGAAAUGAAAAAUAUGAACCAUUAUGUUAAAAAUGUUAAUCCUUCAAAAGUUUUAUUCUUGAUCAGAAUCAAUAUGUAUUGUUAUUAUAUAUAUUAAAAGUAUUAUGUAUAUCUUGGGGAAUGGUAACAGAAUAAGUAUGAAGAAAACAGGUGACAUAAUAAACUUUAGAGGUUAUCAGUGUUGAAUUUUUAAAAUUUACUUUAUUUCAAAUUUUUUUUCUUUCAAUCAUUUUCCUUGAAUAUAGAAUCCUAAGGAUUUGAUGGUAUUUUAGUAUUUGAUUGGUCCAUUCCUAUAGGGAAUUUUCUCUCGGUCAAUGAUGCAAUCUUGCAGAUCUUUUAAGGUGGCACAUUGGCAAUCAACAGAUGACUUUGCCUAUUGCAUUGGAAGUAUGGCAUUGUCUCUCACCUAUACACGCGCUGCAGUGCAAGAUCUUCAUUUGCCUUUCGUCUGGCCUGUCCGCUUUCCCGCAGCAACAUCAGCUCACUCCCGUACUUUUUCAAUUAUUUUUGUUAGCUUAAAAUUAGCAAUGGGUCAGAUUCAUGUUUUCUCAAAUCCAAUUCAAUUCUUAUAAGAGUACCUUGAAUACUAAUCUAGGUAAGGGUCAGGAAUAAAUUACAUAUUGUAUAAGCAAAAUCAUCACUUAAGUUUUGGAAAAAAAUUCACAUAAUUAAAUUUAUAUUUUUAAAAUAAAAAAGCAUAUUUUUACAUGUUCAGCAUUUUUUACAAUUAAUUUUUUUUUAAUCUAAAAUGUUCCCUGAUGUGGUAAUGUGCUAGCCAAACAUUCUGGGGAGCAUUGUAGAACUCGUCAACUGCAUACUAGUGUUUGUAUUGUAAGUCCACCUUAACUUGUAAAUUGGAUAAGGUAAAAAAGUGCAAAUUUUCACACAUUUUGAAUUAAAAAUUGUGUUCAAUAUUUUUAAAUUCUUUUACUUGUUUUACACGUGGGAAAUGGGUUUUAUUGUUGUUUAGAGUUUACCAUUUAUCUUCUGUAGUAAAGUUAAUCAAGUAUGUACAACAGUGUGAGUGUGAGAAGUUGUGUAUGUUGGCAAAUUUAGAUGAUUUUUAUUAUGGCUCUGAUUGUUGUGUUAUGAGUAAUUUGUCAAUAAAAGUCAGUUCUGAACA